Messenger RNA from Eucalyptus grandis, 1344 nucleotides. RefSeq names its product receptor-like protein 33. NCBI's taxonomy places the organism in Eukaryota, Viridiplantae, Streptophyta, Magnoliopsida, Myrtales, Myrtaceae. Gene Ontology annotation, molecular function: protein binding. The transcript has a single exon. The record is from RefSeq and is a predicted model, not a curated record. The coding region runs from base 1 to 1344 and encodes 447 amino acids.
AUGAAGGUUUUCUCCAACACCUCAUUAGAAGUAAUAGAUUUGUCCAACAACAAAUUUGGAGGGCUAAUUCCACUUUUGUCUCCUGUCACAGUGUAUUACUCCAUUGCAAAUAAUGUUUUAAUAGGAAGGAUCCCUUCUUUGAUAUGCAACGCCACCAAUCUCGAGAUGAUCGACUUGUCUAACAACAGCUUAAUUGGUAGCUUGCCCUGGUGCUUAACAAAUUUUAGCAUUGGUCUCUCGGUUUUGAACUUGGGAAUGAAUCACUUGGAGGGCACAAUUCCACAAACCAUUUCUUUGAUAGAUGGAUUGACGACUCUUGACUUGAGCCGAAAUCGGUUUGAAGGGACAUUGCCCCGGUCCCUUGUCAAUUGUACAAAUCUGGAAAUUUUAGAUCUCAGUAUCAAUCAGAUGGAGGAUGCAUUCCCGACAUGGUUAGGAAAACUUCCAAAACUGAAAGUUCUCAUUUUGAGAUCCAAUAAUUUGAAGGGUCCUUUGAACAUUCCGAAGGGAGAUCUCAUCUUUACAAAAUUGCGCAUAUUGGAUCUCUCAAACAACAACUUUUGCGGUCCUUUACCAGCCAACUUGAUAAUGAACCUUGAAGGCAUGAAGAAUACAGAAGAUGGGCGACACGGACCAUUGUACAUGACACAGGAUUCCUUUUCCUCCGGGGUGUCAUAUGAAAAUAGCGUGACUGUGAUGAUGAAAGGGAAAGAGACAAAGCUAGUGAAGAUCUUGACCAUCUUCACAUCCAUUGACUUAUCACACAACUUUUUCCAAGGAGACAUUCCCAAAGUUUUUGGCCAUCUUCGCUAUCUCAUAGGGCUCAACCUUUCUCACAACCACCUUACGAGUUCCAUCCCUUUGACUUUAGGAAACUUGACUAAUAUUGGAUGGCUUGAUUUAUCUUCGAACAUGCUUAGUGGGAGAAUUCCUAGAGCAUUGGGAGAUUUGACAUAUCUUGGGUACUUAAACCUCUCGAAGAACCAACUUAUUGGUCGAAUUCCUCAAGACAAACAAUUGAGCACAUUUUCAAACGACUCGUUUAGUGGGAAUCCAGGCUUAUGUGGAACUCCAUUGCCAAAAGCAUGCCCUGGCGAUGCUCAGCUUCCUCCACCAUCAUCCUCAUCAACUCUGGACCACAAAGGACAUGAGAGUUGGUUCAAACAGAAAGUAGCGUGGAUUGGUUAUGCUUCUGGAAUUGUCAUUGGGAUUUCCAUAGCAUACAUUGCAAUUGAAACAGGAUGGCCCAAAUGGCUCGCGCGAGGCGUGAGAAUGCUGGAGAGAAGUGCAGUCCAAUGGAUGGAGAAGCCAGAUCGGAGGGCCAUCAAGUUUCAUGGAUGGUGA